GUGGGUACCGAUAAUAACGUUGUCAAGUAGUUUCAUCGCACUCACAUUAUCAAACUCGUGAUCGGGCUUUAGGUUACCUGAGUUCACAUGUGUAUGUUCGUGUAGGAGUGUGUGUAUAAAUGUGUGUCUGUCUCUGUGUAAGUGUGUGUUUGUGUGUGUAUAUGUGUGUGUGCGUGCGUGUGUGUGCAUGUGUGUGUGUGUGAUGGCGUCCCGUCGCGACUUUUCUUCUCCUUUAAAUCCAACUUUCGCCCGGUAAACAAAUAAGCACAUUGUUUUUUUGGUUUGUUAAUACAAUCUAGUGCUUAUCUUUAUCAAUCGGAUUACCGAUAGAAGUGUGCUGCGCAACAGCUUCUUCUUUCCAGGGUACUUCGCCCUUUUUUUCUUCUUUCCUCCUCCAUUCUCUGCCCCAGCGGACACCCUAUGGGAGGGACUACGUCGUGCCACACGGAUGACCUCUUCAUUGAGAAAAGGCUUUAAACCCGAGUGUAGACGCGCACGGUGUCUCUUCGCGGAGUAUCUGCGUGCGCGGCGGGGCUCCACCUGAAAAGCAGCUGGCACUUGCGACAACAUUGCCAUGGCCAGCCCAGGUGUGAUCGAGCCGGCGGCCCAAAGCUCGACAGCCCAACCCCUGUCCAGAAGGCGCUUUUCUCAUGACAUCCACGGCAUUUCUCCAGACGAGAUAGACAGCCUCAUGUCCAGCAGUGAGGGUCGCCCUUUCCUUGUGGUGCAUCAUCUUUCUGAAGUAAAAGAUGAGGGUAUACCUUUCUUAAUACCUGGCAUACCUAUUACAUGCAGAGUGGACAACACGGAGAAACACACUACUCGCUCAAAGGUCCAUGUAGGCACCCUGUAUACAGUGCAGCUAACACAUGGCCACUUCCAUUGGUCUGUGAAGAGGAAGUACAAGCACUUCCAAGAGCUGCAUCGAGACCUUUACAAGCACAAGAUGAUGCUUCACUUGCUGCCUCUGGGAAGAUUUUUAAAGGACAGGCAGCAGCUGAGAGCCAUGUCAGAAGAGAUGCCGAGCCUACAGGGAACUGAACGGACCAGGAGGACCUCCAGCAAAAUGAAAUACCUUGAGGAGUACCUGAAUGGCCUGCUGGAGAACUCAUUUUGUAGGAGUGAUCACAGCAUGCUGGAAUUCCUCUCCGUUGGGGCUCUCUCCUUUGUGACUGACCUCGGACCGAAAGGCUUGGAGGGACCCAUCUUCAAGAGGUCGGGGGGCCACCGGAUCCAAGGCCUGAACUGCAUCGGCCAUCAUCAACUCUGUUUCCGCUGGUCUCGGCGCUGGCUGGUGGUGAAAGACUCCUUCCUGAUGUAUAUGAACCGAGACAACGGCAGCAUCGACUUUGUGUUGCUGCUUGACCCAGAGUUCAAAGUGAAAGUGGGCCGUUCUUACACGGACACCAAAUAUGGAGUCUGCAUUGAGAACUUCACUCGAAGUCUAAUCAUCAGAUGCAGCAGCUAUCGACAGACUCAUUGGUGGAGUCACGAAAUCAACCGGCUAACAGAAUCCAGCGACUUUCUUAAAGUGCAACGCUUCGAAGGGUUCGCUCCGCCCAGAGAGAACACGCUCACUAAAUGGUAUGUGAACGGAAGCGGCUACUUUGCAGACCUGGCUGAUGCUCUUGAACAAGCCAAGGAGGAAAUCUUCAUCACAGAUUGGUGGCUCAGCCCUGAAGUGUUCCUAAAGAGACCAGCGACUGAUAACUACUGGCGCCUGGAUGAGAUACUCAAACGCAAAGCUGAACAAGGGGUCAAAGUGUGUGUUCUGCUGUACAAAGAGAUGGAGAUGGCCCUUGGCAUUAAUAGUGAGCACAGCAAGAGGACUCUUAUGGACAUGCACCCAAACAUUAAGGUGAUGCGGCAUCCUGACCAUGUGGCCUCUGUGAUAUUCAUGUGGGCUCACCAUGAAAAGACCGUGGCUAUUGACCAAACCGUAGCCUUUGUGGGGGGAAUUGACCUGGCGUUUGGGAGGUGGGAUGACAGCCUGUACCGGCUAACUGACCUGGGUCUGUCACAGACAGACAACCCCACAGCAGAUGCAGUAGAUGAUGGUGUGUCCGGUGGUCCAAAACCAACAGAACCAGAGAAGCAAGAAAAGCAGCACCUUGAUGACCUGACUGGUAACACUAAACUGUGGCUCGGCAAAGACUACAGUAACUUUAUCAGGAGAGACUGGGUCCAACUGGACAAACCAUUUGAAGACAACAUUGACCGCACUCAGGUUCCCCGCAUGCCGUGGCGUGAUCUGUCGGCAGCUGUUCAUGGGAAAGCGGCCAGGGAUGUAGCUCGCCACUUCAUCCAGCGCUGGAACUUCACCAAGAUCUUCAAAAACAAGUACAAGGACGGGUUCUACCCUUACCUUCUUCCCAAGUCUCACUGCACGGCUGACUCGCUUUCGUUCACGGUGCCUGGAUCCAGCAAGGCCAAAGUGCAGGUGUUGCGUUCUGCCGACCGCUGGUCGACUGGAACCAAUGAGAACUCGAUCCUCAACGCCUACAUCCACACCAUUGAGAACAGCGAGCACUACAUCUACAUCGAGAACCAGUUCUUCAUCAGCUGUGCCGAUGAUGGGAAGACCAUCUAUAAUGGGAUCGGGGAUGCUAUUGUGAAUCGAAUUUUGCGUGCACACAGAGAGAAGAAGAAGUACAGGGUGUUUGUGGUGGUUCCUUUGCUUCCCGGCUUUGAGGGGGACAUCAGUUUAGGAGGUGGAAAUGCCAUCCAAGCUAUUCUGCACUUCACUUACAGGACCAUGUGCCGAGGGGAGCACUCUAUUCUCUCAAGACUUACGGAAGUCGAGGACCUGUGGACGGAGUACAUCACGCUCUGCGGCCUGAGGAAACAUGCCCCGCUCUCCCAGUCGCUUGUCACAGAGCUCAUCUACGUUCACAGCAAGACUCUCAUUGCUGAUGACCGCUGCUAUAUCAUUGGAUCAGCCAACAUCAAUGACCGCAGCAUGCUGGGCAACAGAGAUAGUGAGAUGGCAGUGUUUGUGGAAGAUGAAGACCGGGUCCUCUCCCUCAUGGGAGGGCAGGAGUACCAGGCAGGACCCCUCACGCUCGCUCUGCGUAAAGAGUGUUUCAGCGUUCUUGUUGGCGCUUCUUCCGACCCAAGCGUCAAUGUUGAUGAUCCAAUCAGCGAUGAAUUCUUCUUCUUGGGCUGGAACGCAUCUGCUAAACAGAAUGUCAACAUUUACGAAAAGGUCUUCAAAUGCCUCCCCACCAACUCUGUCCACAACAUGCGACAGCUGAAGGAAUACGCCAGCGAGGAACGCCUCUGCGACACAGACCCGGAGCAGGCCAAAAAGGAGCUGAAGGCCGUCCGGGGGUUGCUCGUCCAUUUCCCGUUGAAGUUCCUGUGUGAGGAGAACCUGCUCCCUCCACUAAGCACUAAAGAAGGCAUGGCUCCGGUGGGACUGUGGACAUAACCGCAGCCCAGCUCAGAUCAGACCACUACGCAACAGCCGAGGUGCUGCUGCACCACACGCUCCUCCUUGUAAGAUCUCUUAUGUUGAGGCAAGUCGUUCUCAUAAUGUAGAAACGUAGAUUUGUAUCAUGACUUAGAAGAGCAGCUUGACCUGAACCGGUCCGUUUUAAUGGUCUUGUCUGCGGCAUAUUUUGUGCGACACUGCAAUCUGAACUGCAGGGCUGUCGGUGGGGGAAGACACACAUAAAUGAAUGUAUGAGUCAAGAGAGGAUUGCGAGGUUGUAUUGGAUAUCGAGCAUCCCACAUAAUCUGGGAACAUAGUGUACAUUUAUUGGUGCAAGGUUUUUUUGGGUGGGUGGGUGUCUCUGUGUCUCUCUCUCGUUCGCCCUCCCUCUCUCCCUCCGAGGCUUCACCUCUUACUGCAGUGCCAGCCGAUCUGUCAGAACAUUUGUGGUUGUUAUGGUGACGGAUAUAAAGAGAUCACUGGAUUGUAGCUGAAAUAUAAACUGGAAAAGGGCAGAAAAGGAAGAGUACUGAUAAGAGGGAGAACGUACUACAUCCGGAUGGAGUACUAGAAAAAAAGACGAUAAAAUGUUAAAACAGGACUGAUCAUGGCCAUGGCAGGCAAAUCAUUUCGAUAUUUUUGGAUGAAUGAUCAGGUGGGAAAACUGUUUGAGGGAAAGAAAAUUAGGACAAGAUAAUUAAAGGUUGCGGGGUUGAUUUACCACUAAUUAUUGCUUUUUCUUUUAAGUCACCAUGACAACCACACUGAAUGAUUAUUACAUCAUGUUGUCAGCAGAACAGAACAAAACAUUCCAGUAUCCACUUCAGCUAUUUCCAUGCCGGCUCCUCAAUUCUGUGUCCAGGUGCCAUAAAAUGUCUCACAUAUUUAGCCUUUUUAUAAAUUGACAUGCAGCAGGCUUUUAUUAGCCAUUAUAUUUUAAGGUGUGUGACAUGGCUCACAGUCUUGCCACGUUUAUCAUUAAUGGCAAAGCUUCUGUAUCAUAUCAAGGUUUUAAAGAACGACCAGCAGACAAAAAGCAGAAUGUGACUCUUUUGUGUUUUUUCAAACUGAGAAACCCUGCUCCAGGUAUUUUAACGAGGUAUGUAUGUUAAUUUGGAAUAAUGGUUUGAUGUGCAGGGCAUUACCUAAUCCAGUUCAUGAUCUAAAUGGCUGAACCUACGACAGAGCCAGUAAAAAACAGAGGUUGCUUUUUUGUCAUCAAAUACGAAAGUGGUUUGAUUAAACUUAUUUUUCUACUUCUUGUCAUGGGUUGUACAAAGCACAGCAAACAGAGAAAUGUAGCCGCUGCAUUUAACCCAUCCUAGUAUUAUGGGCAGUGGACAGUUAGAAUACAGACCGGGGAGAACCUUUGGAGCUCUGUGCCUUGCUCAUGGAGCACAAGAGGCAGACCGGCACCUCUCCAGUAUCAGUCCACACUCCACACUUGGCCUGUUCAAGGACCUCAACAUGCAACCCUCCUUUUCCUAGGCCUAGUCCCUACUGCCACUCCAGAGCCAAUGCAUCUGUGAAUCCAACAUAUGACAUGUGUUGCACAUGAAUGCUGGCUUGUCCCUUGCUAUGGUGCCUUUUACAGAGGAUAUUAACAGACACUUUGAGCUCUUGCACACUAGAAGCUGGGUAUUUUGCUGUUUUGUAGAGCACAAAAUGGUUGCCUGAAGGGUAUAGCUACUUUGUUUAGAGAUUUUGCCCAAGAUGUCUGUUACAUACUGAGAAUUGACGGUAUACUGUUUCUACCAUGAUUUUGGUUUUAAUGGACUAAUAGCCAGCACUAUAUCUAAUAUAUUUAACAUUUUUAUGCAUAUACUACUAACAGAGACUUGUGUUUUUCGAUAAGUCACCAUGUGAAAAUCUUUGUGGAAGAAUACCAAGAAUACCUAGUUGUCUUGGUCAUUAACUUGAGUUGCUGAUGUAUAGCCUACUAACAGUGAGGGGUAGAGAUAAUAAAUAUGAAAUUACUUAAAAACUAAUUAGAAACUAAUUUGAAAAUGUAAGGUUUCAAGGAAAUGUAUUGUCACUGUGCAACACAGUUGUCCUUGAUGGAAAACAGGAACCAGGAAAAUGGUAUCUAUAUUACUGUAAAUUCCAGUAAAAUCCUUUGUUUUCUGUAUUCUAGUAGUGCAAAACUGAGUGUUCAUAGAAAUGGAAAAUGUAAUGCACUAUUCAAAAUAAAACCUUAUUAAAGUGCAUAUUCUAUUAAAAUCUUUAAUAAAUUUCCCUGCCAGA
Molecule: messenger RNA, 5677 nt
Organism: Pungitius pungitius (ninespine stickleback)
Lineage: Eukaryota; Metazoa; Chordata; Actinopteri; Perciformes; Gasterosteidae
Gene: pld2
Product: phospholipase D2
Exons: 24
Coding region: 575-3430 (951 amino acids)
Biological process (GO): phosphatidic acid biosynthetic process; regulation of vesicle-mediated transport; intracellular signal transduction
Cellular component (GO): intracellular membrane-bounded organelle; plasma membrane region
Molecular function (GO): D-type glycerophospholipase activity; phosphatidylinositol binding
Source: RefSeq, a predicted model, not a curated record